Messenger RNA from Enterobius vermicularis (human pinworm), 1119 nucleotides. The record is from the annotation of a GenBank genome assembly. Lineage: Eukaryota; Metazoa; Nematoda; Chromadorea; Rhabditida; Oxyuridae.
AUGUUGAAGACUCCAGAUGAAAAGGCGUUGUUCAAAGACAUAAAUUUAUUGCAUUUAACGUUACAGUGUACUGAGGAUGAUGAUUCUCGUGAUUCUGGAAUUUCAAUUCCUUCAGUCACGAGUGGAAAUGUUGCAGAUUCUGAUUCAACAGCUCCAAUGGAUUGCAGCAGCAGUAGCAGCAGGAAAAACGACCAUACCAGUUCUUUUGAAGGAUCAGACCUGCUGUUUAGCUGGAAUAGUUCGUUAGAACAAACAGAUUUGUUCCAACGAAGGUCGUCAAUAUACGAGAACGGCAAUGGUGAUUGGGCAGCGGAGCAGCAACCCCUAAGAUACGUUCCAAAAAAUAUAAAUGGCGUAGAUCUUUUCGCUGUAGCGGCAACUAUGAACUUGGUUGUGGUAGCGACAACAACUGUUUCCGUAGAAGAUAGCAGCAACAAAUAUUUGGGGUCGUACGUAACGCGACCAUGUGAAGGCACAUCUGCGGUCAUCUGUGACCUCCAAAAUUGUUCAGUGCAAACUCAAGAGUUUCUUCCGGGAUCAUUGCAUGUAGGAGCAAUCAACAUAUGUGAUUGGGAAUCUCUAAAAGCGACUUUUUAUCCUGAGUGUCCUGUGGGAUUUAAAGCUAUAUCGUCCAAAAUUCCAAUUUUUUAUUGCGAAUUCUCACAGAAGCGAGGACCGCAAUUAGCUGAAGCUUUACGAAAGUAUGACAGGAAACGUAAUGAAUGGCGUUAUCCUGAUGUCGAUUACAAAGAAAUUUAUGUGCUUGAUCGUGGUUACAAGAACUUUUUUGAGGAAGGAUAUACGCAUCUGUGUGAACCGCCGUCAUAUGUCACAAUGUUAGAAGUCUCGCACAGGGAGGAUUUGAAGAGAUUCAGCAUGCAUCGCUCGAGAUCCGCUGUGGAGCUGAACGAGGCAAUUAAUCAGACCUUCCGUGGUUUUUGUGAAAAGAAUGUCAAAACGCGACAGAAUACCUGUGCAGUCAAUUCUCCAACACAGCUUUUGCGAAACCCGGAUCUGCUUUGGUUAUCCAGUGACCUGACAAUAGCGCCAAGACUGGUGAAAACAUUAAGAUUCUCAGAAUCUCCAGAAUCACCGAAGCAUCGUAAAAGUGUUUAUUAA